UGCCUCAACAUAGUGAAAGCCUCUCCUCUCCCUCCAGGUAGUCCUGCAGAGUUGUGCCAGCUCCGUGCAGGUGAUGAGAUAGUGUCUGUUGGUGGGCACAGGGUGGCAGAGAUGAGCCACAGCCAGUGGAAGGGCAUGAUGACCUCUGCCCUGCAGAAAGGCAGUCUCACCAUGGAUGUACAGCGCUAUGGUAACAACGGUCCAACUGACACCAGCAGAGAUGCAACGAUGAUGAAACUGGCCCAGAUCAACGGACAAGAGGUGCUGACCUCUAAGAGCAGUAAGGGAGGUUUUCAGGACGAUCCCCUGACUAUCAGAAGUAAAGAACAUGAUCUGAUUGUUUUGAAAACCCAGAAAAGGAGAGCCGAGUUCUUUAAUCAGGAAGGAGGAUCGGCGUCGGCGAUAUCUGAUCUCCAGGUGCCGUCCCUCAGCACCUCCCCCUCCAGUUGGUCCUGGGACCCCGAGGAAGAGAGGAGGAGGCAGGAGAAGUGGCAGGAGGAGCAGGAGCGCCUCCUACAGGAGAAGUACCGUCAGGACCAGGAGAGACUGGAUGCCGAGUGGCAACAGGCCCAGGAGGAGGCAGGGGCGGAGAGAUACAGGCAGGCUGAGGAGACCCCUGAUCCUCUACCGUCCAGAUGCAUCGUGGGAUAUGUAGUCCCUUGUGUCAAAUCAUCCACAUCGAACAUGGCGAGCUCAGGAGAGAUGACCAAUGGGAUUGCUAGCCUUGCCAGUCCUCAGCCAGUCUUGAGCCAGCCCAUGGCCCCUGUUGCCAUGGGCUGUUGCCAUGUGGAAUCCAAUCCAAAGGAAGUUGUUUUUGACGGGGGAAGAAGGGAGGAGCCUCGUCCUCAAGAAGGGAGGAACCUGGAAGAGGAGACUGAUGAAGUGGCAGGAGGAGAUAAGUGGUCUGGGGACUCCUAUGGUUUCACCCAGCUAUCUAUAGCUGACAGGAUGAAAUCCAAGUCCUCCCCAUCGUUGGAGGGUUUCCACAGACAGGAGGUGAAAGGCGCUACCAGGGAGGUCGCUAGGAGGAAGCCUCCUCAGAGCAUGUCGUUAGUAGAGGCUGAGAGGCAACAGAUCCUGGACGAGAUGAGGAAGAGGACCGCUCUGCUGACCGACAACAGCUGGAUACGACAACGCUCCACCUCUGACAACAGACAACCAACUAACCGGCGAGGGCCUAUGAGGAGGUACGACUCUCUGGACAACCUUCCCUCUUCCGCCACCCUGCUCUCUAACCCCCAACGCCCCCACUCCUCCCUGGGUUUCGCCGCCCCGUACCGCCCCCCCUCCUCCCGGCACAGCAUGGGUGUGGCCCUGGGGGGUUACUCCAACGGGACCCAGAAGCACAGCCCUACCUGGCCCCGCCCCUUCAGCACAUCUUCCCCCCCGCCCAACACCGGAGAGGAACCCGCCACCGGCGAAUCACGUCCCGUCUCACAGCAGCACCACCGAGUGCUGACUUCUCGUCAGGUGUGUUCAGUGUGUGUGUGUCCUAUGGGCAGAGGGGCUGCCAUGGUCAUUGAGACCCUGAACCUCUGCUUCCACCUGGCCUGUUUUCAGUGUGUGGACUGCAGGUGCCGACUUGGAGGGUCAGAAGUCAGAGCCCAGAUCAGAAUCAGCAACGGGAAGCCUUACUGUGACCCCUGCUACAUCCGACUCAAGUCACACCUUGCCACCUCCCUGUGACCAGAAUGCAUUGCAGCAGAUUGAGGAAGAGACGACGACAACCUCAAACACGACGGUGGAGAUCUUGACUAUGACCUCGUGUUGACCAUGUAUUUAGAGCUGGUUGACCUUUCUUUUAGGGAACAAUGUACCGAUUUAUACUAUUGGCUGUGACUCAAAUGGCUUCCUAUUCCCUACAUAGUGCACUACUACCCAUAGGGCUCUGGUCAAAAGUAGUGCACUAUGUAGGGAAUAGGGGGCCGUUUGGGACAUGUCUCAAAGAUGCAGUUUUGGCGUUCUUCCUAGUUAAUUAACUACUGUACAUGUUGACAUACCCUAUGUCUCUGACGAAGAUGCAGUUUUGGCGUUCUUCCUAGUUAAUUAACUACUGUACAUGUCCACAUACCCUAUGUCUCUGACUAAGAAUCAGUUUUGGCGUUCUUCCUAGUUAAUUAACUACUGUACAUGUCUGACUAAGAAUCAGUUUUGGCGUUCUUCCUAGUUAAUUAACUACUGUACAUGUCUGUAGCUUUUAAUAUGCAAUCGAUGGCUAUCCACAACAAUAGCUGGACACGUGUAGUUAAGAGCUAUAGGGAGUUUUAAAUCACAAUUGGGAUUUGUUUUUUUCUUGUUGAUGACGUAAAUUGAUAAAUGAGGCUCUAUUAAAUGAAUCUAAUAAAUGUGAGUUGUAUUUGA
Messenger RNA from Oncorhynchus mykiss (rainbow trout), 2361 nucleotides. NCBI's taxonomy places the organism in Eukaryota, Metazoa, Chordata, Actinopteri, Salmoniformes, Salmonidae. The record is from RefSeq and is a predicted model, not a curated record.